Molecule: messenger RNA, 3188 nt
Organism: Amblyraja radiata (thorny skate)
Lineage: Eukaryota; Metazoa; Chordata; Chondrichthyes; Rajiformes; Rajidae
Product: coagulation factor XIII A chain
Exons: 23
Coding region: 106-3054 (982 amino acids)
Biological process (GO): peptide cross-linking; blood coagulation, fibrin clot formation
Molecular function (GO): protein-glutamine gamma-glutamyltransferase activity
Source: RefSeq, a predicted model, not a curated record
GCGAUGUAUAAAGAGAGGGCGGGGAGAUGAAUUCACAUCCAGCCUCUCCCACUCAGGACCGUUCCUGCAGCGUCCAGUCCCGGGCUACAGGUUUGCAGCGAGGAGAUGUCGGACGUAGGCGGGGACAACGCCCCCAGGAGCAGGCCCGUGGUGUCUCACGUGGGUCGGAGCGCCACCCCCUCCAACAACAACAACGAUGAGGAGAAUCCCGUCCCAGACUUCCAGUACUUUGGCCUGACGCCCAGAUCACCUCCCAGCCUGCAAGGCUUCCUGGAGGUGUGGGGCGUGGAGGUCCACGCUAGGCCCGACGACGUGAACAAGACGCAGCAUCACACACAGUUCUAUGACUGCAACAACCUGGUGGUGAGACGUGGACAACCCUUCCAGAUCACCAUCACCAUCAACCGGCCCUACAAAGCUCAAACCGACAAGCUGUGGGUCGAACUGUUCAUCGGUCGCCACCCGAGUGCCGUGAAGGGAACAUACAUCCCGAUUUACCUGCAGGACGAGCUGGUGAAGGGGAGGUGGGGAGCGAAGGUGAUCACUGCCCCUGGCAACAUCCUCGGCCUCUCCGUCCUCUCUCCCGCGGACUGUAUCGUGGGCAGAUUCCGCAUGUAUGUGGCCAUCAUGACCCCGCACGGAAUACGCAGGACCGCACGGGACAAGGCCACCGACAUCUACUUCAUCUUCAACCCUUGGUGUAAUGACGAUGCGGUGUAUCUCAGCGAUGAUGACCAGCGCCACGAGUAUGUCAUGAACGACGUGGGCUGCAUUUACUACGGAACCUCCACUGAAGUGACCAGCAGGCCGUGGAUCUACGGGCAGUUUGAAAGGAAUGUAUUGAACGCUUGCAUCUACAUUCUGGACCGGGCGCGGAUGCCUCUACAGUCCAGGGGUUGCCCCAUCAAGGUGUGCCGUGUGGCAUCUGCCAUGAUUAAUUCGAAGGACGAUGCGGGCGUGCUGGUGGGGUGUUGGGAUGGGACGUAUGUUGAUGGAGUGGCCCCCACAGCCUGGAACAGUAGCGUAGAGAUACUGCUGCUGUACUACAAGAACAAACAACCUGUCUGUUACGGACAGUGCUGGGUCUUUGCUGCUGUGCUCAACACAGUGCUGCGAUGCCUGGGCCUCCCCACCAGAGUGGUCACCAACUACUCCUCAGCCCACGACAACGAUGCCAACCUGCACACAGACAUCAUCCUGGACCAGGACGGGAAGAAGAUGUUGGAGCUGACCAAGGACUCCAUCUGGAACUACCACUGCUGGAACGAGUCCUGGAUGCUGAGGGCUGAUCUCCCGUCUCUCUAUGGAGGCUGGCAAGCUGUCGACGCCACCCCUCAGGAGACCAGUGAAGGCAUGUACCAGUGUGGCCCAGCCUCUGUCACCGCCAUUAAGGAGGGCCAGGUCUGCUUCCCGUUCGAUGCACCCUUUGUCUACGCUGAGGUGAACAGAGAUGUGGUGUAUCUCAACGAUGAUGACCAGCGCCACGAGUAUGUCAUGAACGACGUGGGCUGCAUUUACUACGGAACCUCCACUGAAGUGACCAGCAGGCCGUGGAUCUACGGGCAGUUUGAAAGGAAUGUACUGAACGCUUGCAUCUACAUUCUGGACCGGGCGCGGAUGCCUCUACAGUCCAGGGGUUGCCCCAUCAAGGUGUGCCGUGUGGCAUCUGCCAUGAUUAAUUCGAAGGACGAUGCGGGCGUGCUGGUGGGGUGUUGGGAUGGGACGUAUGUUGAUGGAGUGGCCCCCACAGCCUGGAACAGUAGCGUAGAGAUACUGCUGCUGUACUACAAGAACAAACAACCUGUCUGUUACGGACAGUGCUGGGUCUUUGCUGCUGUGCUCAACACAGUGCUGCGAUGCCUGGGCCUCCCCACCAGAGUGGUCACCAACUACUCCUCAGCCCACGACAACGAUGCCAACCUGCACACAGACAUCAUCCUGGACCAGGACGGGAAGAAGAUGUUGGAGCUGACCAAGGACUCCAUCUGGAACUACCACUGCUGGAACGAGUCCUGGAUGCUGAGGGCUGAUCUCCCGUCUCUCUAUGGAGGCUGGCAAGCUGUCGACGCCACCCCUCAGGAGACCAGUGAAGGCAUGUACCAGUGUGGUCCAGCCUCUGUCAUUGCCAUUAAGGAGGGCCAGGUCUGCUUCCCGUUCGAUGCACCCUUUGUCUACGCUGAGGUGAACAGCGACGUUGUGUACUGGACCCAACAGAACGAUGGGUCGCUGGUGAAAGGGGAGGUGAAGACUGAUGAGGUCGGCUUGUUGAUUCUCACCAAGCAGGUUGGGUCGGAUAUGAGGAUGAAUAUCACCGAUCUGUACAAGUACCCGGAAGGCAGUCCUGAGGAAAGGUUGUCCCUGGCAACGGCGGUCCAAUUGGGAGUUGUAAAGCCAGAGGCACCAAUGGACCUACCGAAGGACGUCUCAAUCAAGGUGCAGGUGGAUGAGAACAUCAUGGUGGGCUCCAACUUCACGCUGGCUCUGGAGUUCAAUAACCACAGCAACGAAAACCGCAGUGCGGAGGUCCAGAUUACCGGAUACGUCGUGUUCUACACAGGAGUCCCAAAGGUCCAGAUGACAGAUGAGAAUAUCGAGGUGGAGAUGGAACCUAAUGAAGUCCAACAGGCGCAAGUGGUGAUCAAAGCCAAGGACUAUGAGGACAAGCUGGUGGAACAACUCUCCCUGCAGUUCCUCAUCACGGCCACUGUCCCUGAGACGGAGCAACGACUGGUCAUUGAGAAGAAGGUCACUCUGCAGAUUCCCAAGCUGAGAAUUUCGGUCGAAGGUGAAGUGGCGUAUGGGAGAGAGGUGUCUGUGGUCGUCCAGUUCACCAACCCCUUCACAAAACCUCUGGAACAUCUGGUUCUGCGCAUUGAUGGGCUGGACUACGCCAAGUCUGAUCUCAUGUUGUUCAGCCGCCUCCCUGAGAACGAGACGCUGAAGGCGAAUUUCUCCGUGGUCCUGCGGAGACACGGGAGGUGGAAGAUCAUCGGCAGCUUGGACUGCCCAGCCUUGCGCCAGGUGGGCGGUGAGCUGGAGCUACAGGUCCAGUAGAGACGGCAACACCCAGCGGCUGGGAACACGCCCAGCCUAGAGGAACAAGCUACGCAACCCGCGACAUCUCCCUCUCAAACAGCACCGAAACGUUGCCUAUUUCCUUCGCUCCAUAGAUGCUGCUGCACCCGCCG